UCAAGCUCAUCGCCCACCCUCUUUACGAUGGUUAUCCGUUCAACUACGACAUAGGUCUGUUGAUCUUCGACGAGAAAUUUGGAGUGACGGACCACGUCCAUCCAAUUUGCCUUUGGAACGAGGACACCGACGUGGACCGCGUCGCCAGAAAAUUCUUGGCCACGGUGGUCGGAUUUGGAUUAACAAACAAUUUCAAAGCGUCUGGAAGCCUCCUUGAAACCAAGAUGCCGAUAAAAUCGCACAAAGAGUGCUACCUGAGUGACCGGAAAUUCUUUGGAAAAUAUUUGAAACCCGGAGACAAUUUUUGCGCUGGCUACACGAACGGAACAAAUGUUGGUAAGGGAGACAGUGGAGGGAGCCUCGCUGUUGAAAAAGAUGGUCGCUGGUUCAUCAGAGGAGUCGUCAGUAUGGGAAAAAAGUUACAAAAUGACACAGUCCCACACAGCUAUAGUUUAUUCAACGAUGUUGCCAACUAUAUGGAGUGGAUUGUAGAGAAUACUCCAGAUUUGUCAACUUGAUUAUAUACAAAUUUAUUUCUGCAUUUUUUAGAUUUUAGAUGAUAAUCAUAUGUACCUAUUUCCCAAAAAGACUUAUAAUUAUAGAGAUUAUUUUAAAUGACAGUAUAUAAAUAAUUCAAGUGUG
Messenger RNA from Cloeon dipterum, 642 nucleotides. Its product is annotated as plasma kallikrein-like. The transcript is spliced from 3 exons. Gene Ontology annotation, molecular function: serine-type endopeptidase activity. NCBI's taxonomy places the organism in Eukaryota, Metazoa, Arthropoda, Insecta, Ephemeroptera, Baetidae. Gene Ontology annotation, biological process: proteolysis. The record is from RefSeq and is a predicted model, not a curated record. Bases 225 to 518 code for a protein of 97 amino acids.